CGUUCCGAUUCAUUGUCGCGGUAUGAUAGCUACGAUGACGGGGCCGGCAAUAACGACGAUGACAAGUCAAUGAUUACGGAUUUCUAGUUAUCUGAAAUAAGGGCUAUAUAGAGAUUUGUGCAGCAAAUGUCUGAUAUGCGAUGUAUAAAUGCACCUGAGAUCUUCAAUUAAAAGUGCAGUAUUGUCCUCAAACUGAAUUGAUUUUGCACCGUUUAAUACUGACACUUACGCAUUUAUCUAUCAAGCGAAUUUACAUACCACUAGCCUAAAUUUUCACUUCUGCCACCGGCUUGUCCACUAUUCCGUAUAAAUAAAGACGUGACACCAAAUCGACGGCUUGUGUGAAAGUAUAUGCCGCCUCAGCAGGAAGUGUGGAUCAGCUCGGUUUGAUACUUCUCACAGCGUACAGUGGAAAACAGCAUACAGAGCAGUGCUAGAUUUUUAAGUGCAAGAAAUAAUGUUCUUUCGGUUUACAUUGUUAUUAACACUUGUUGCAAUCGUGAUAUCAGUCGCCGUAGAUAAUGAGCCGCAGUCAAACUUAACCGUACGCGUGGAGGAGGAAAACUUUAAUAGCACAAGUGGAAUUGAUAAUGAUAAAGGAUUCUGGGAAUGGUUGUUUGGUUCGGUGGCACCAUAUCCACCAUCGAUCAUAGAACCGCAACAACCAGAACUGCAACAUCCGGAAAAAUGUUCACAAUGCACUUGUGGUUUGACAAACAAACACAAUCGUAUUGUUGGUGGUGUCGAGACGCUUGUCAAUCAGUAUCCUUGGAUGGUUCUAUUGAUGUAUAGAGGAUCAUUUUAUUGUGGUGGUACAGUCAUAAAUUCACGAUACGUACUAACGGCUGCUCAUUGCAUUGACAGAUUCGAUGCGAAUAAAUUGAUUGUUCGAAUAUUAGAACAUGACUGGAACUCGACCACUGAAAGCAAAACGCAGGAUUUUCUAGUGGAGAAAACGAUCAAGCACAGUGCUUACUCCACUGCCAAUUACAACAACGAUAUUGCACUCCUUAAGCUAAAAGAUGCUAUUAAAUUUGAAGGUCCAAUGCGACCUGCUUGUCUUCCGGAACAAGUAAAAACUUUUGCCGGCAAAAAAGGUAUUGUAACCGGAUGGGGUGCCGUUAAGGAAGGUGGUUCGGUGUCACACACUUUACAGGAAGUUGUUGUUCCUAUUCUUUCAAACGCGGAAUGCCGAGCUACAAAAUAUCCAUCGCGUAGGAUAACAGAUAAUAUGCUAUGUGCGGGUAUCACAGAGGGCGGCAAAGAUUCUUGUCAAGGAGAUAGCGGUGGUCCGUUGCACGUACGGGAGAAUGGUAGUCACCAGGUAGUUGGAGUAGUAUCCUGGGGCGAGGGGUGCGCGCAACCCGGAUAUCCCGGGGUUUAUACCAGAGUAAAUCGAUUCCUUACAUGGAUUACAAGCAACACGUUAGACGGUUGCUAUUGUUGAUAUGCAAUU
Molecule: messenger RNA, 1456 nt
Organism: Vollenhovia emeryi
Lineage: Eukaryota; Metazoa; Arthropoda; Insecta; Hymenoptera; Formicidae
Product: trypsin-1-like
Exons: 9
Coding region: 458-1447 (329 amino acids)
Biological process (GO): proteolysis
Molecular function (GO): serine-type endopeptidase activity
Source: RefSeq, a predicted model, not a curated record